Messenger RNA from Brenthis ino (lesser marbled fritillary), 1188 nucleotides. The record is from the annotation of a GenBank genome assembly. NCBI's taxonomy places the organism in Eukaryota, Metazoa, Arthropoda, Insecta, Lepidoptera, Nymphalidae.
AUGGAACUCCGUUCCAGAUUAAGGAGUUGUAACGUUUAUAUCAUAACAAAUGUGGAUUUCAAAAGAGAUUGCAAUUUGAAAAUUAGUAUACAAUCUAAUUGUAUUUUAUUGAAUUAUUAUAACAACCGCAAAAGACGGGACAGUUUGAGCUCAAUAGAAAGUUUGUCGGAUUAUUCUGACGAUGAAAUGGAUUCUUGUGUUAUUCCUGUACACGAAUUCUGUCACAUAAUACCAAAUUCUAUGUCGUGUUUGAAAAUCGACAAAAACACAAUCUCCUUCAGGAUUUUGACAGAACCCAAAAAUGGCGGGAACUUUUAUGCUGAAUUCAUCACUCCCACAGAUAAUAAAGAGAUGAAAAUUGAUAAAUUGAAUAUUAAUUUAGAGAAAGAUGAUGCUGUUCAAUUUUUAUGCGCAAAUUGUUCUAAUUUAAUAUCGAACGGUUUGACUAAGUUCGAUAGGAUUCUGGAGUUGCCUACAACUAAUUUAGAUAUGUCCGAAUGGUUCUGUCAUGGACAUGGCAACACUCAUAAUGAAGUGAAACCCAACAAAUUAGAUUUUCUCUACAGACUGACUUAUUUUGCAAUAGAUAACGACAUUUUAAGCGAGAAAGCAAAUAAGUUUAAUUCCAAGCGUACAGCCUAUCAUUGCAAUAGAUGCCUCGCUUGGUUAGGAGUUAAGAGUAAGAAUACAGUGAAACUAUUUAAUUCUGAAGUCAAAAUUAAUCAAAAUAAUACAGAAAAGCAUGUGUUUUCACAUAAAAAUACAACACAGAGUGUUAUUAAAGAUGAUUUUAUAUACACAGUAGAGUGUAUGACGAAGGAGUUUAACCUCGGAAUGCAGUAUACAAUGAUGUGUAAAAUAGUUUUAGAAUGUACCAUAUCCACUUCCAAAAAGCAAUUUCUACUUAUUUGGGUCAUUGAUAAAGAACUGCAAGUGUUGAAAAAUACAGAAACUCGUAUCAGUGAUAAAGUUCUAUUGCAAUCAAGUUAUUUAACUAAGAUUUUGUAUAAAAUUGAGUUGGAAAUGAAUGAGGAAGUUGAAAAUUGGUUGGCGGACCCCGGAGUGGUUUCUACAGAAAUAUCUAAAAACAUGUUCGGUCAAGGAGUCAAACAUUUGGAGGAGAUGUCUUUGAAAAUGCCGGAAUCCUUUCGUUAUACAAACGGUUACUGUGUCAGUUAUCUAAAAGCU